AUGUCUGAUUCCAACACAACUGACUUCACCAACCCCUCCACCUUCAUCCUGCUGGGCAUUCCUGGCCUGGAGGCAGCCCACGUCUGGAUCUCCAUCCUCUUCUGCACCAUGUACACCAUAGCCAUCCUGGGGAACUUUGCCAUCCUGUUUGUCAUGAAGAGGGAGAAGAGCCUCCAUGGACCCAUGUACUAUUUCCUCUGCAUGCUGGCCGUCACCGACCUGGGCCUGUCCACAUCCAUCCUCCCGAAAAUGCUGGCAAUCUUCUGGUUCAAUUCCAGGGAGAUCAAUUUCAGUGCCUGCCUUACCCAGAUGUACUUCAUUCACUGCUUCUCAGUGAUGGAGUCUGGGAUCUUCGUGGCCAUGGCUCUGGAUCGUUAUGUGGCCAUCUGCCACCCACUGAGACAUUCCACCAUCCUGACAAACCCCCUGGUGGCCAAGAUUGGCCUGGCUGUGCUGCUACGUGGUGGCAUGUUCAUACUGCCCUAUCCCUUACUGGCUAGUCAAUGGCCAUAUUGCAGAACCAACAUCAUCCCCCAGCCGUACUGCGCGCAUAUAGCCGUGGUGAAUCUGGCCUGUGACGACACCCGCAUCAGUAGUUACUAUGGCCUCUUUGUGCUAUACUCUGUGAUGGGUCUGGAUGGGAUUUUCAUUGCUGUGUCCUAUAUCCAGAUCCUCAGGGCCAUCUUUAGGCUCCCCACAAAGGACGCCCGGCUCAAGACUUUUGGUACCUGCAGCUCCCACCUCUGUUCCAUCUUAGCCUUUUACAUCCCAGGUCUUUUCAUCUCCCUCAUGAACCGAUUUGGCCAGAAUGUGCCCCUACAUUUCCAUGUUCUUAUUGCCAACGUGUACCUCCUAAUACCUUCCAUGCUAAACCCCAUCAUCUAUGGGGUGAGGACCAAACAGAUCCGGGACAGGCUGCUCCGGCUCAUUACUCAUUAA
Molecule: messenger RNA, 939 nt
Organism: Mauremys mutica (yellowpond turtle)
Lineage: Eukaryota; Metazoa; Chordata; Testudines; Geoemydidae
Product: olfactory receptor 52R1-like
Exons: 1
Coding region: 1-939 (312 amino acids)
Biological process (GO): G protein-coupled receptor signaling pathway
Cellular component (GO): membrane
Molecular function (GO): G protein-coupled receptor activity; olfactory receptor activity
Source: RefSeq, a predicted model, not a curated record